Messenger RNA from Colletotrichum orchidophilum, 1068 nucleotides. RefSeq lists its product as uncharacterized. The transcript has a single exon. The record is from RefSeq and is a predicted model, not a curated record. The coding region runs from base 1 to 1068 and encodes 355 amino acids. NCBI's taxonomy places the organism in Eukaryota, Fungi, Ascomycota, Sordariomycetes, Glomerellales, Glomerellaceae.
AUGUCGACCACGAUGGUUACAGACAAAUUGCACCCCGUACCAAGCAGUUCGGCGUUGCCCACAUACUCCUCUGCAAUGGGGAUUGAGCUCACAGAGAUCUCCCCAUCAACAUCAUCUUCCUCCAGCCUCGCGCCGCCUGCCUACGCCCAAGCCACGACUAUCGUCCCGCGGGAUUCAGAAUCCGCGCCUGACGGUGAAUUUUCAGAGCCCGCGCCCUCAGAAGACGCCCUCUUCACCCCCACGGUUCACUUUCAAAUGGAAACCAACGGAAAGCAAUGGCUCUCGCUCCCCAUCGGCACGCGCCCAGACCCGAUCGCUGUCUACCGCGUCGAAGCGGGAUGUUGGAGCGCCGAGUCGGUCCCGGCGUACGUCUCCCUCCGCUUCUCGCGCAACGACGGAAGCUGCCACCUCGUGCGGGGCGAGGACGCCUCCCAGACGCCGGUGUGCACGACGCUCUACCGCUUCGGGCCGGGAAAACCUCCCGUCUUCCGACCAUCGACGUCCCUCACACCGCUGCGCGCACCGGCACCCGCAUCUACUUCUUCCUCCUUUUCUUCUCCUUCUUCUUCGACGCUGGUAUCCCGAAGAGAAGAGGAGGGUGGCGGCAGCGGUGGCGAGCCGGAGAAAGGUGCAAACCUCCAGAUCGUCUCCAAGUCCCUCACCUCCCGCACCCAGGUCCUCAAGACGCCUUUGGGCACCUUCCAGUGGCGCUACGCCACGCGCAAAGAACGCGCCGCCGUGCAUGGCGCCGAUGACCUGCUCGUCUGUGAGCUCGUGCGGUCCGUAGCACUGCCGGGUGGAAAGAAGACGGAGGAGAGCAGGAUGAGGAUCGCGCAGCUUGUGCGUGGGAAGGAGACGAGGACGCAGGGGACCGGGCGGACGACGGCGGGGAACGGGGGUCGGUUGAUGGUCGACGUGAUGAGGUGGGCUGAGUCGAAGGACGGCGGGAGGGAGGCGGUCGAGGUGCUCGUGGUCGCGAGUUGCAUAUGCAUGUUGAAGAAGGAGGUCGACCGGAGGAGGAUGCAGCAAAUGAUGAUGAUUGCGGCUGGGGCUUCUGGAGGGGCGUAG